Messenger RNA from Hemibagrus wyckioides, 1873 nucleotides. RefSeq names its product RALBP1 associated Eps domain containing 2 (gene reps2). Bases 270 to 1355 code for a protein of 361 amino acids. The transcript has 15 exons. NCBI's taxonomy places the organism in Eukaryota, Metazoa, Chordata, Actinopteri, Siluriformes, Bagridae. Gene Ontology annotation, cellular component: cytoplasm; plasma membrane. Gene Ontology annotation, biological process: endocytosis; endosomal transport. The record is from RefSeq and is a predicted model, not a curated record. Gene Ontology annotation, molecular function: calcium ion binding; protein binding.
CUCUGUUCUUCCUUGCUCGUGAUCGGGGCACAGUGUUAUUCUCUCUGUCUCACACACACACACGCUGCAGAUCGGUGUGUAUGCGCGCGGGAGGUGGGCGGGGUUUGAUAUACGGAUGGAUCCUGCUUUCCUCUCUCUCUCUCUCUCUCUCUUUGUCUCUCUCUCAGUGUUUAUAUUCGGUGACAGGACACCAGAUUCCCAGAUAAGGAGGUGUGUGUGUAUGUGGAGGCGAGGCAGUAGCGUCCCGUGUGAUCGAAGAGCAUGAGGAGAUGGAUGUGGAACAGUGUGAUUAUUCUGAUGAUCUCUGGGUGAUCACGGCUGAGCAGUUGGAUUAUUACACUCAUCAGUUCCUCAGUCUUCAGCGUGAUCUCUCCGGCCUCAUCCUGGGCCCUGAUGCAAAAAACUUCUUCACAAAGUCGAAGCUGCCGAUCCCUGAGCUCUCUCACAUAUGGGAGCUGAGUGAUGUGGAUCGGGACGGGGCCCUCACCUUCCCAGAAUUCUGCACGGCGUUUCACCUGGUAGUGGCUCGUAAAAAUGGUUAUGCGCUUCCUGAUCACCUGCCGCAAACACUCCUGUCAGCCUUCCGACCUCCACCUCAGGACUCACAGCCUCUCAUCGUGUUUGAGGACACAGAGACUCUCAGGCAAAAGGAAAAGGGCAAAAUCAGCCAACAGGAAGUCAGAGAGGAGACGCAGGAGCAAGAAUUCAGUCAGGAGAGAGCAGAUCAAAACCAGCCUAUACAGCAAAGCAGCACUUUAAAACCAGAUCCUCCUAAUGAGCUGGAUGUUAAUGCGAAGUCAAGAACAAGACCCAGGUCAUACUCCAGCACCUCUAUAGAUGAUGCUAUGAAGAAAUCAGAAGAACCUCCAACUCCUCCACCACGUCCUCAAAAAACACACUCUCGUGCUUCAUCACUUGAUCUGAACAAACUCCUGCAGCAGGGAGGGAAGAGCGGCUGGCUUCCUCAUCCUCCUGCACUUCCACCUCGAACCACCUCGACCUCACAGCAGAUGCCUCACUUCCUCCCCGGGGUGGAACAAAACUCCCAGCAUGCCAUGCAGCAGCCUUAUUUUGCAGACUUUAACAAGUGCAGUGUUCAGGAGGAUUCCACGGUGCUCUCCCAAAGCCACACCCCUCAAAAACCAGCUCGCAAAAAACUCCACUCGGAAUGCCAGAAUGCCAAUCAGGCUGUGGGUGUGGUCUAUCCAAACCCCGCCCCUCAAUCAGGGCACAAACUGGGUCAACGGCAGAAGAAAGAGAUUCAGAUGGCCAUCAGGAAGAAUAAAGAAGCAAAUGCAGUGCUGAAACGCCUCAAUAGUGAACUGCAGCAACAGCUAAAGAGUGCAUUAUCAUGACAUCACAGCAAUAUCCUCCCACCGAUAGUCUCUGAGAACUCACUGUGGACUUUGUUACAUUGUGUGUGUGUGUGUGUGUGUGUUUAGUCUGCUAUGAAGAUGCAAUAGAAAAAAAUCAUUCUGACUGUAGGUUUGUUGAUUCUUCAUGUGUUGGUGUGAAAUAUUUCUAAAUAUAUGCAAAAACACAAUGCUGCAGUAUAACAACAAAAUUCACAUCAAACUCUCUCUCUCACUCUCUCACACACACACACACACACACACAAACACACACACACAUGUAACAACAAUCCUGACUCACUUAAUUGUCAUGGCAUGUGUGAAAGAAACCUGGAACACUGUAAACACUUCCCCUUUUUUUCUUAUUUUAAUUUGCUGUGAAAUGUUUAUUUUGUAUUAAUUCUAUAAAACACUUCAACACCAAACUGCUGUUAUUGAGAACCUGGUGUUAUUUUUGUUUAACACUCGAUAAUGAAAUCAUUACAGGCAAAAUUUCAUAAAUAAAGCUACAGGUCCAUUUU